AUGUCUGUAACCGGACAAUUCUCUUCCAAGAACCCGACAGUGAAAAGGAUUCUCAGAGAAGCCGCCGAGCUGGCUACUCAGCCAUCCUCUGAUUAUCAUGCAGCGCCUUUAGAGACAGAUCUAUUCGAAUGGCACUUUACACUGCGCGGUCCACCUGCACCUUCACCUUACGAAAGUGGCAUUUACCAUGGGCGCAUCGUCCUGCCGCCAGCGUACCCGCUGAAGCCGCCUUCAUUCCGUUUCCUGACUGCUUCUGGGCGUUUUGAAGUCAACCGGGAGAUUUGUCUGUCUAUCAGUGGACACCAUGAAGAAACGUGGCAACCUGCUUGGGGCAUACGCACAGCACUUGUGGCUAUCCGGAGUUUCAUGGAUACAAAUGCAAAGGGCCAGCUCGGCGGCAUGGAUGCGACUGAUGAGGUCAGGCGACGUUUCGCUGGUCAAAGUGCAGCCUCGAGAUGUCCUACUUGCAGCAAAAGCAAUGGCGAAAUCAUGAAGGACCAUGACACGUCGAUUCAAGCACUGGGAGAGGAGCGUGUUGACGCCGCUAUCGAUGUCCCACAGCAGUUGAGGCUCUCAUACAAGGGAGAAACGUCGGGCACCACGGACCAAGCAGCCCAAGCAUCGUCUUCGAAAGACGAGCCACUUGGUCAAGGUACAACUCAAGAGGAUAUUCGCCGUGAGCCUCCUCCAGUAUCAGCUGUAAUAUCGCCAGAAAUCUACCAGCAUGAGCCUGUGACGGGGGAACAUACCUUCAGACAGGAGCAGCUGCGACGACAACGAAUACGUGAAGAACAACGCCGUGCGCAACGCCGCAUAGACGAGAAUUUACCGGUUUGGCUGAAUCCAGCAAUCUACGCUAUCAUGGCCGCGCUGAUGUACUUGCUCUGGCGGAAGUUCAUGUGA
This is a messenger RNA of Dissoconium aciculare CBS 342.82, 903 nucleotides long. RefSeq names its product UBC-like protein. The transcript has a single exon. Bases 1 to 903 code for a protein of 300 amino acids. The record is from RefSeq and is a predicted model, not a curated record. NCBI's taxonomy places the organism in Eukaryota, Fungi, Ascomycota, Dothideomycetes, Mycosphaerellales, Dissoconiaceae.